This is a messenger RNA of Drosophila serrata, 974 nucleotides long. Its product is annotated as CTD nuclear envelope phosphatase 1 homolog. Gene Ontology annotation, molecular function: phosphatase activity. Lineage: Eukaryota; Metazoa; Arthropoda; Insecta; Diptera; Drosophilidae. The record is from RefSeq and is a predicted model, not a curated record.
AAGCCCUGGCGAUCAUUGUCAGUUUUUCAAAUUCUGUAAACUUGUAGAAAAAUAAUUAAACUCUUUUCAAAAAACCUCACUAAAUUAGUUUUGAGAUUAUUUAAGAUUCUUAAUGGUAUUAAGUUAAUUGGUUUCAAAUUUAAUCAUAAGCUGGUUGAAAUCUUAAUAAAACCAUGACUGGCGACUCGUUUAUGUUUUUCUCAUAUGGACUGAUUACUUUGGCCCUGCUGCUGGCGAUCAUUUGCCUGUUUUUGCCCAGGGUGGACAGGUUCAUCAAGUUGUCAGCGGGCAGGAUAUACAAGAUCUAUGCAGAGUACACUCCUAUAGGAUACAUGAUCGAUGAUUCCUUGACUCCUGUUUCCCGACGCCGUCUGCAGCGGGUGGCUAAGAAGACACUGGUGUUGGACAUGGACGAGACCCUGAUCACGGCCUGGAUUCAGCGACAGGACAAACGUCGGCAGUCACCACCCAACGUUCCCCACGACUUUAAGUUCGUGCUUUCGGAUUCCAAAUAUAAGGGCAAGGUCUAUGUUUAUAAGCGUCCCCAUGUAGAUCACUUCUUGAACUGCGUAUCCAGAUGGUAUGACCUGGUGGUUUUCACCUGUGGAACGGAGCAUUACGCAGCACCUAUUCUCGAUUUCCUUGAUAAUGGCCGUGGGAUUUUAACCAAGAGGUUUUACCGUCACAACACCAUCGAUGUCGCUGGCCUAAAGGCCAAAUAUAUAUCGCUGUGUUCGCCUGACAUGGCAAAUGUCCUGCUGCUAGACAAUUCCAAUACAGAAUGCAGCUUCAAUGUGGGAAACUGCAUCCCAAUCCCAUCGUAUAAGAUUGGGAAAAAGGACGAAGCCCUUCUCGACCUCCUGCCAUUUCUGGACGCCCUGCGCUUUACAAGAGACGUGAGAUCGGUUCUGGGAAAAUGCACUCGCUUCGAGUGCCUUACCACGCUUCUGGAGAGUCUCGGCAAUUACGAUUAA